Acyrthosiphon pisum (pea aphid) is the source of this 2384-nucleotide messenger RNA. RefSeq lists its product as uncharacterized. The transcript has 4 exons. The record is from RefSeq and is a predicted model, not a curated record. Lineage: Eukaryota; Metazoa; Arthropoda; Insecta; Hemiptera; Aphididae. Bases 115 to 480 code for a protein of 121 amino acids.
UGUUGAAUUUUAUUAUUAAUUAGGUAGUAUAAUCUUAGACCGUGAUUUUAUAUAAAUCAAUUAAUCAGAUGACCGAAAUAACCAAAUAUAUUUUCCAAGUUACGAUAACGAGUUAUGUCCUAUUUGAAUGGUUUUAAAUUUAAACUUUUUGAACACUUCAUAAUGCACGGUCGAUACAAACCAGUUGUACGUCUGGAUCUAGCUGUGGGUUGUGUACCAAUGCGCUUGUUUCCAAUCAAUUUAAGUUUCUUGGAAGUUGGAUCAAGACCAGAAUAUUUACCAAAUGUCAUCAUAGCUGAAAGAAGACUAGCAUGUGUCUUUACAUUCUUAUUAAAUGAAUUGAGUAAUUGCUUUAAUUCCAGGUGUAAAUAUUUACUGAUAUGGAUUGGGGUUGCUUUAGAAUUGAACCAUACCACACAUUUUCAAUUUCUGAGCUUCCAGUGGCAAUUAUGUGUAAUGUUUUUCUGGUUUCUUCAUUAGUUGGUAAACAAAGCGUAAGAUCAACAUUUAAGCUUGAUGCAACAAAUAUCUGGUGUUUGCAAGGUUUACCAGUACAACCUUCUGGACAUGAACAAAUCCCUAAAUCCAGGUCUACAUGGGCGAUUAGCUGCAAUAUCUAACAACUUCAUUUCAUAAAAUGCAUCAAGAUCAUUAACGAUAAAAAAAAAUAACUGUACUGGAGAAUAUGCCUUUGUUCUGUCAAGUAUUGUAUCUUUUACAAUCUUAACUCCUGCUUCACAGAUGUUAUUUGUGUUUUGUCCACGUGUAAUCAAUGACUGUCUUAAGCAAAGUGCCCAUUCAUGACGUCGCUGAAAUAAACCUACUACAUAACUCUCAAACCUAGAAUAUUGUUUUGUCAAGUCAUCGUUCAUAAUUUCUUGGUAAAAUAUUUCUAAUUCUUCAAAAGUUUUUGAAUACAACAUUUUUUUAAUUUUGUUAUAAAGAAUUUGACGAUGCUGUAAUAUUAUUCCAUGAUGAGAGUCCCAUAAGUACCGCCAAGCUGCCUGUAAUUAGAGAAGAUGUUUAAAUUAAUAUUUUAGAAUUAAAGUUCUUAGAUCUUUGACUUUGAGAAUGGUCGAGGCGAAUGGUAUGCGUAAGAAAAAACUAAAAAUAAUCAUUGUUAUGUUAUAUUAUAUUUUAUAUCCCUACCUGUAAUACGUGAAAUAUGCACAAUAGCAGAGUUGAUUGAGGAAAAGCUUCACGUAGUGCAUUUCUCUCUGCAGCUGAAUCAUCAGACAUAAAAAUUUUCGGUCCAUUUAUUCCCCUUCCACCUAAUGCAUGUUGUGGGAGCAACUUUUUCCAUAAUUCCAAUCCUAAUGAAAUAAUCUUUGAUGAUUCACUGGUCAAUAUUAAUGUACAAAUUAAAAGUCCACCAGCACAACUAUUUGUAUAAAUUAGGAAAAUUUUGCACCCAUAUCGAUCAACAUUUCCAGAAGCAUCAAUAAAUAAUAUUUCUCCACUUUCAUGUACACCGGUACUUAUUCGUUUCAUGAGUGGACUUGCGAUAACAAUAGCAAAAUUUCCAUCCUCAAGGGUCUCCAUCAGAGCACAAGUAGAACUACAUUCAUCAUUAUAUUGAUUUACUGCAUUUCUCAGCGAUUCCAUCAUUGGUUCACCAUGUGAUGCACCAAAAUAUUGAUUAAAAGUCUUAUAAUAUAGAUUAUAAACCCAUUCUGGAUUUGGAAGUUCUCCACGGUCACCAGCAUAAACAUAAUAAUUAUUUCCUUUUUCAAUACGUAAUUGUGUUUUGAAAGAAAAUAGAGCUUUUGCCGGUGUUUUACCCUCUUCAAAGAAUUUUAAAAAUGUAGCUUUUACUUCUUCUGAUGGUUUUCUGUAUUUCAAAACAUCAGCUCUCAUAAUUUCAUGGUUAUGUAUGAAUUUAAAAUCAACAAUUGCUUUGGUAUUUUCAACUACCAUAUUUUCAUUAUCUUCUCCACUUUAAAAUAAAAAAAACCAUUAACCAUAAAUAUUUUAAAAUAUUGCACCCUUAGAACAAGCCCACCACAAAUUAAUAUUUAUCUAUGUUGCUCUAAUGUUACGACCUAUGAUAUAAUACAUAAAUUAAUAAUUUUGUUUUACUAACAGAUCAUAUACUUGUUCCAUUUCAUGUUCAACAAUUUGUAUGCAAAUAGUAGAUUUACAAUUAAAAUGUUUAGAACAGGGGGUUGCAGUUUUCUUUGGCCUUGUGUUAUGAUGACAACGAUACCUUUUCUAAAAAAGUUAUACAAAUAUUGUUAUGUAAUUAGCUUUAGAUUUUAUAAUUUAUAAAAUAUAAAAAUAAUGUAAAAUAAUAAAUAUUUCUAAACAACUAAGAGUUAGGUACCGUGUGACAUAGUAAUGAUGAAUUACCUUAAACAGAACACUUGGUAAUUCAGAUUUUCUUA